Pogona vitticeps (central bearded dragon) is the source of this 1324-nucleotide messenger RNA. Lineage: Eukaryota; Metazoa; Chordata; Lepidosauria; Squamata; Agamidae. The record is from RefSeq and is a predicted model, not a curated record.
CUACUUUCCCAAAAUCCUUCGGCCCAACGAAAGCAGGAAAUUCAUCCUCCUGGGAACGUGUGCACCGGGCCUUGAAGGAAGCUGUUCUCCACCUCGGGUUCGGCAGUAUUCUAAGUCACCUUUUCUGUGGUGUAGCCAAUGAAUUGCUCUCUCCUUUCCUCUUCUUCUGCAGCCCCACCCACUACCACCAGUACGGCGCCAACACCAUCAUCUCCAGUCACAACCGUCCCCAGCAGCACACCGAGAACUUCGUCCACCACUUCGCUGACCACCACCUCAAGCACCACUGUCUCCACAGUGCCAUCCACCAUUAGCACGCCCAGGACGACCCCCACCACUAAGCACCGCAUCCCUGCCACUACCACCUCUCCAACAUCCAGCCCCACGCCACUGCCCCCAACCACAACGACAAGCGUCCCCACCACCUUAUCCACCAUGACUACUACACCCAGCACACCCACACCAAUCACAACCAUUAGUGUCCCCACAUCUUCCCACACCCCUCCUACUUCCACCCCUUUGACUACAACGAAACUUGUCUCCACCUCCGUGCCCACCUUCACCACGCCUACCACCACCACCCAUGUGAGCGCCAUCACUCUAACCACUACCAUUCCCACACCCACCUCUACAGAAACUACAACAACCACAACCUCUACCACACCUGCUCUCACUUCUGUCAUAAGUACUAGAGUUCCUACUCCAUUCCACAAUACUACCAUCAUAACCGCUACUCCACCACCUAUCACUAGAGUCCCUCAACCUCAAACAGGUAAAUGUGAACCUAUUAAAUACGAGGAGCGAGUGAGUUACAAGAAUUGCUCUAAAACUGUUAUUCUGACGCGCUGCGAAGGAAUGUGUCCAUCAUCAGCAAAGACGAAUAUUGCCAAGAAGACAGUAGACACGGUGUGUGGAUGCUGCGCACCACGAACAAUCACCAUGAAGACGGUGGAGCUGUCUUGCCUGGAUUCAGAUAAACCACUGAUUAUGGAAAUCCCCUUUUUCGAUGACUGCAUAUGCAACUAUGAUGGAUGCACACACACUAGCCAGAUCUAACAAUACAAGCUGUAGAGGAAUUUGUCAAAACACACAAUCAGCUAUGUCUGGAACUCCAACCUGCUUGUGUAUAUGAAUGUGUACAUACUUUGGCAAGGAUAAUCAGGGUACGCUCUCCAGAAGACUGGUACUGGUAACUGGUUGCGUUAACUUAUUCAUAGUUUGGGAGACUGAGAAGAUGAAGAAAGUACUGCCUUUUUCAGAAGGUUUUCACCAGUCAUGUUUAUCUGUGUGUUAUAACAUAGUUAUUAGUUUUAAUAAAGAUAUU